Molecule: messenger RNA, 3390 nt
Organism: Protopterus annectens (West African lungfish)
Lineage: Eukaryota; Metazoa; Chordata; Ceratodontiformes; Protopteridae
Gene: KLHL34
Product: kelch like family member 34
Exons: 1
Coding region: 812-2566 (584 amino acids)
Molecular function (GO): protein binding
Source: RefSeq, a predicted model, not a curated record
UUAUAACACUGAAGCAUUAGCAGUACAGAAGGCAUUUAGACAGCGAGCAUUACAUUAAGCUGAGGGCAGUGUUUUAUCAGCUCACAGAGACUUGUGAUGUUAUACUGUUAAUCCAAAGUCACCCAGGGCAAUGACGGGGACUGUUCUUUCAACUUCUGGAAAUUCUUCAGCCAGGAGCCACUGUUUCCACUCCACCCCUGAUGCACAGUGUGUUAACCUUCUAUUCCUGUAACAGUGAGUUCAACUGAUUGCAAUAUAUACACUGCAAUAAGCAGGAGUCUAGCAGGAAUAGCAGCCUCGUCCGAUCACGCUGUUUACAUGCUCUUAAAGGUCAGAAAGUUACACUGUUGUUUAGUAACCCUCUUCAGUGACAUCUGAUCUGUAUCUGAUGCUCAUUAUGAAAUUGUACUACUGCAAUUCAACAGCAAAAGGAUGUAUACUUGUCUAACCCAGGACUUAGGCUAAACAGGCAGUCCGGCUGAAAUAGGUACGGGCCCGGGGAUGUUUAAUGUUGCAGCUAUUACUUGUUUCUCUGGACCUUUUACGUUGUGUCAACCCAGACAGAGAAGACGGUCUUUGAUUCUGACGGAUAUACAGCAAGCUUUGACUUUUAAAGUACACCACACUUUUUAGACUAAAACUUGGUACGGCACUUCCAUCAUUAAAAGACCUGGGUUUGAGACCGCAGAGCAAACAAAUGCGGAAAAACGUUAUUCAUUCAAGGUUCAAUGUGGACACUAAUGCAAUAACGAGUUAAUAGUUACUUGGUCUGUUUGGAGAAUGUCCGAUUACUUUCUCUAAAAGCUGCAACAUGAAUUACUUUCUUGCUCACUCCAAGCCACAUACAGAGGCAAUCCUCACUCAGUUCCAAUGGCUCCGUGCUGAGGGCUUUCUGUGCGAUGUCAUUUUGGAAGUAGACGGUACUAUUUUCCCGGCUCAUCGAGCUCUGCUUGCCUGCUCUAGCGAUUAUUUCAAGGCUAUGUUUAAAGAUUACACCAAGGAAUCAAAGGCCAAAGUGAUCCGGCUCCAAGAAGUGACAGCCAGAGGGUUACAGCUUGUGUUGGACUUUAUCUACACAUCGUGGCUGUCCCUCUCCAUGGAAACUAUAGAGGAGACCUUGUUGGCAGCUACUUACUUGCAAGUGAUCGAAGCCAUAAGGCUUUGUGGCAAGUAUCUUAUAAGCCAUCUAAACCUUGGCAACUGCUGUUUUUCUGCAAAUGUAGCGUACAUGUUUUAUCUUGCAGAUACACUUGCCUCUAUAGAGAAGUUCAUCCUCCAUCACCUUUGGAGACUUUUGGAGUUUGACCUUGACACAAUAGGUUUGCUAGAGCUGAAUGCCGAUUCCAUGCUUUUUGUAGUAAUAUCAGAAGACAUUCCAAAUGUCAAGGAGCUUUCCCUGCUAACUUUAAUUUUAGAGUGGCUAGACUAUGACAAAACCCGGUGUCAGUACAGCAGCCGUUUGUUAAGUCGGGUCAGGUAUGGACUUAUUCCUCUGGCGGACCUCACUGCUCUGUUUUAUGAAUAUGAAGUUCUGCAAACCCCACCAGUUAAAAGUCUAGUGUGGAGCGCAAUGGAUUACCAUAAUGCUGCGCACAUGCAGCCUGUUAUGCAGUCUUUGCAAACCACUCCAAGAAAUUUGAAGGAGGAGAUCAUUUUAGUCGGAGGGGAAACAGAUAACAACGAAUUUGUUACCGACAUUUUUGCUUAUAAUACCAAUAAGAAAAAAUGGAGAUCUGCCACCCAGGUAAAAGAAAAGGUACGAAAUCAUUGUGUUUGCGUAAUUGGAAACUUUCUCUACGUGCUGGGAGGAGAGAUUGCUGUAAGUGAGGAGAAUAACCGUGAAAACACAGUUACAGUAGUUACUGAUGCGGUUUAUCGCUACGAUCCUCGGUUUAAUAAGUGGAUGGAGCCUGCCAGGAUGCUAGAAAGGAGGACUCAGUUUUCAUGUUGUGUCCUACAAGACAGGAUAUUUGCUGCCGGUGGGCAGGAUGAGAAUGAACAGUUGCACUCAUCUGUUGAGGCUUAUGAUAUUAAUGCAGAUGAAUGGAGGAAAAUCACAGAUCUGCCCCAUAAAAUGCAUGGACAUGCCAGCGUAGUCUGCAAUAACGUUAUGUACUUAUCAGGAGGCAAAUACGCUGGGCAGUUAAACCACACCAGUAAAGAUAUGUACUCCUAUAAUGCGCUGGGAGGUCACUGGAUAAAACGUGCACCAAUGACAAUUGCUCGGUUUGGCCAUCAAAUGGCAGCAGUAGAUCAGACAAUAUUCGCCUUCUUAGGGAUGUAUGAGCCUUUCUGUGACAUAGAAAAGUAUGACCCUAUACAGAAUCAGUGGAUCCGAUUAAAACCCCUACGGUAUGAUCGAUUUUGCUAUGGCAUGGCAGUGUUGGGUGAAACUAUUUACUUGAUUGGGGGCAAGAAAUGGCAGGAUUCACAGCAAGUUCCCACCCAAAAUAUCAUAGCUUAUGACAUUUCAGGGGACACCUGGGAGGAAAUAAGCAGCCUUCCCAUCCCCCUUUACGGAGUACAGUGCGAUCGGCUUCAGUUCAGCGAGCUCACAGAUCUCUGAAAGCAGUAUGCUGCAAAUAGACAUUGUAUUAGGCAAACAGUUACACGAGUUUAUUGUAUGCUUUCAGCUAGUCUGCCUAGAUGAGCAGGGGGACAGGUGCUUUGCAUGUUCACGUCUUGUAUAUGCAUAUUUUGUAAGUGUGCUGGUGAAACAGUCAGGGGACCGAGGUGAUUCACAUGCUGACAGCUGUAAGACCAGACUUGUCCCACUGCUGUCGUGUAACUAAGUACUCUGAUAGUUUGAUGGCUUUAGAACUUAUUUUGGACAUCCGUAAUGUCCGCCUCAAGUCAUAAAGCGUGUGUUACAAACCAAUUCAUUUUAAUGUAGUUUGCAGUUACAUUUCAGAGUUACUUUGGCGUACAGAAUAUUAAAACAAGGUGUGAACAGUGCUAAUUAAUAACAGAGGUCUGAUAGUAAAGAAAACAAUUUAAAAAUGGUUGUAUAUAUUGAAUUAGGCUAAUAAUGAGUGAGUGAAGCAUUUAUUUUUCCAAGAGGUGAGCAGUACAUUACAACUGUAAAUUAAUAAAAUAAGUUCGAGGUCUCAUAAAACAGUGCAGUUGUUGUAUAAUAAUUUUAACAAAUGAGUAACUAUUUCGAGAGGGUGGUGUAGCAAUCUACACAUUGCUGUGGACACUCCGCAGCUUUUUAGCUGGAAUAAUUGAAGGGGUGAAAUCGUCUGACUUUUUAUGAUCAGCUUUGAUAAACAAUGAUCACAUUUGAAUUAUUUAAUUUACCCAAAACGUUUUAAAAGGCAUUUUCAUUGUAUCUGAUUAUUUAUUUAUUUUUGAAAUAAAACUCAGCAUGAAAACUGGUCUGGGAAGCAA